GCUCCACCCAUUCAGAUCUUUCUCAUACUGAACCCGAACGCGCCUAGCACGUCCGUGUUCACAUUUUCUGCUGUACCUUGAACGAAAUUUCAGAAAGACAACAGCGGACGAAGCUUCGUCAACAGAAGGUCUGUGGUAAACCUAAAACAUAUCUGUCUGUUAUCAGCAACUAUUCUUACUCGUACAAUGGUGAACUGCUGUGGUUUGGUCACUGACAACAAGGAACCAGUUCCUCUGAAGGGCAUUGAUGCUCAACUGGAGGUGAAGGACCAUGUAGCUACUCUGGUCUCCACUCUGAACUAUGAGAACAAGGAGGACAAACCUCUAGAGGCUGUGUUUGUCUUCCCUCUGCCUGGAGAUGCUGCUGUGUGUCAUUUCAGUGCUCAGAUUGGAAAAACACACAUUGUAGCUGAGGUGAAGGAGAAACAGCAGGCUCAGGAGGAGUAUGAUGAUGCCCUGAGCUCCGGUCAGCAGGCCUUCCUGUUGGAGGAGAGUGAUGAGAGUCCAGAUAUUUUCUCUCUGAAAGUGGGCAGGCUGCCUCCAGGAGAGAGCGCCUCCAUCAGGCUGGAGUACGUCACUGAGCUGGCUGUGCAGGCUGAUGAUGGGCUGAGGUUCUGUCUGCCUGCUGUGCUCAACCCUCGAUACCAACCUCAGGGUAGUGAAGGUCCCAGUGUCCAGGUGACCUCAGUACCAGCCUCUCUGGUGCCCUACAGUCUGUCCUUCUCUGCCAGAGUGUCCUCUCCUCGUCCAGUCUCUAAAAUAGAGUCCAGUUGCUCUCUGGAGCCUCUUCAGUAUAUCAACGCUGAUCAAACUCAGGCCACGGUCAAAUUGGGUGGAGGACACAAGUUUGACAGAGACAUUGAGCUACUGAUUUAUUACAAAGACACCCACCAGCCCUCUGCUGUGGUGGAGGCAGGACAGGCCUCUGCCAAACCUGGCUCUCUGAUGGGUGACCCAGUGGUGAUGGUUAGCCUUUACCCUGAGUUCCCCCAAUCAGUGAUGUCAUCACUCGCCGCCUGUGGAGAGUUUGUGUUCUUGAUGGAUCGAUCAGGAAGUAUGGGCGACCGCAUGAACAACAGCGCACCGCAAGAAACUCGCAUUAGCAGUGCACGGGACACUCUGCUGCUCCUGUUGAAGAGUUUACCAAUGGGCUGCUACUUCAACAUUUACAGUUUUGGUUCCUCCUUUGAGCACAUCUUCCCUAAGAGUGUGGAGUACAAUGAGAAGACCAUGAAGGAGGCUCUAGAAAAGGUCGAAAAGAUGCAGUCUAAUCUUGGAGGAACAGAGAUUCUUCAGCCUCUCGAACACAUUUACAGCCAAGCCUGCAUUCUCAAACAUCCUCGACAGUUGUUUGUCUUCACUGACGGAGAGGUUGGAAACACCAAAGAAGUUACUGAUCUUGUUAAGAAGAAUGCAGGCUCCCACAGGUGUUUCUCUUUUGGGAUUGGAGAAGGAGCCAGCUCUGCUCUCAUCAACGGGAUGGCCAAAGAGGGCGGAGGUCACGCUCAAUUCAUCACUGGGGCUGACAGGAUGCAACCAAAGGUGAUGCAGUCACUCAAGUUUGCACUGCAGCCGUCUGUGGCGGACAUUUCUGUCUCUUGGGAUUUACCAAAGGGAGUGUCCGCCACCGUUCUCUCUCCACCCAUUACAGCAAUAUUUCAGGGUCAAAGGUCACUGAUUUAUGCCCAGCUUACAGGACCGAGUUCAGAGGCAGCAGAUGGCAGUGUGACAGUAAAGUACAGCCUGGCAGGUCAUUCCUCUCAGAACCAGCUGCACUUCAAUCUCAAACCUGCAGAGGACUCUGGAUUAACAGUCCACAGGCUGGCUGCUUGCACUGUGAUUCGCUCUAUGGAGUCAGAGGAGAGGACACAAAAAAUAAACCAGGAUGAAGAAAUGAAGAAGAAGGUGGUGGAGAUCAGUGUCCAAUCAGGAGUGAGCAGUUGUUUCACUGCCUUCAUUGCUGUCAACAAAGACAGCGGCGAGGCAGUUCAAGGACCGAUGGUGCGCAGAAAUAUCCCGACAGAGAUGUAUCGGAUUUGCGCCUUGAUGGAUAUGUCUUAUUCAGCUCCACUAAGAUCUUCUGGGUUUGAUCAAUCUCCAACAUAUGAAGGAAGUGCAGCUAAGUCGUUCAACUUAGCUUCAAAGAAGAAAAAAGGUGGAAUAUUCUCUGGGUGGUUUGGCAAGAAGAGCUCUUGUAAGAAGAUAGAGAGAGCUCCAAAUUUUAGUAGUGAAUAUAGUGAAAUAGGUUCAGCAAGGUUAGCCACUGAACUACCACAUUCGCUAACUGUGGGGGUUCAGUCCCAGAAAGACCCUGUGCUGCAGCUGGUGUCCCUGCAGAAUGCGUCUGGCAGCUGGAUGCUUGAUGAAGCUCUGGCUGCUGUGCUGGGAAAAACCAAAGAGGAGGUGGAAAAGGCAAAACCAGAAUUGGUCAACAGUGAAGUGUGGGCCUCCAUUCUGGCUCUGAUUUGGCUUCAUGGUUUUAAGAUGGAUGCAAAGGAGGAGUGGGAGCUUCUGUCUAUGAAGGCUGCAUCAUGGAUUAAAGCUCAGAAUGCUCCAUGUGUGUCGGAGUGUGUUGAAGCUGGAAAUAAACUGUUGCACUGCAGCAUGAAGAAAGAAGCUCUGGGGCUCUGAGAUUUUAUAUGAACAGCCUUCAGCUCUACUAUGGAAGCACCUGAGUGGAGGAAGGAAAAGACUGAAGUUAAUAAUGACCAAGAAGCAAAUGCACUCUGUUUAUUCCAAGUCUAGGAUUUGUUUUUGCCUUUUUGCAACAUUUAAUCAUGCAUCAGUCAGCAUGGCUUGUAAUAUUUGAACCCUAUGCAUAAGACAGAAGUCAUGGAGCAUAAAAAUGCUUUUUGUUUACUACAACGUAUUUGCAAUUUAACCAGUUUUAUUGAAACAAUUUAUAUAUAUGUAUAUAUGUGUGUGUGUAUAUGUAUAUGUAUAUAUAUAUAUAUAUAUGUGUGUGUGUGUAUAUGUAUAUGUAUAUAUAUAUAUGUGUAUAUAUAUAUAUAUAUAUAUAUAUAUAUAUGUGUGUGUAUAUGUAUAUGUAUGUAUAUAUGUAUGUAUAUAUAUGUAUAUAUAUAUAUAUAUAUAUAUAUAUGUGUGUGUAUGUAUGUAUGUAUGUGUGUAUAUAUAUUUGUGAGAAUUAAAUGAGUAAUAGAAAAUAACAGCAGACCAGAAAAUAUUCAUCCUUCAGUUUUUUAAAUGAUUCUCUAAAUUCCUUUCUUAGUCAUUCUGGCCCUCAGACCGGUCGACCAUUUUCUACCACUUCUUUGACAUAAACCUUUAAACUGUAUUCAACUCAUUAUCCAACCAAACAUUGUGGUAUCUGUAUGUAGUCAGGGUUUCUGUGAAGAAUUGUUCGUGAAGAGCUGUUUGGGAUUCACUCUGUUCUCUACUGUAUAUGUUCCUAAGAAGCGUUCUUCAUAACAUAGACAUAUUCUCCAAUAAAUAUGAAAUACAUCAGUCACAGAAAAA
Gambusia affinis (western mosquitofish) is the source of this 3477-nucleotide messenger RNA. RefSeq names its product von Willebrand factor A domain-containing protein 5A-like. NCBI's taxonomy places the organism in Eukaryota, Metazoa, Chordata, Actinopteri, Cyprinodontiformes, Poeciliidae. The coding region runs from base 187 to 2631 and encodes 814 amino acids. The record is from RefSeq and is a predicted model, not a curated record. The transcript has 22 exons.